Humulus lupulus (European hop) is the source of this 510-nucleotide messenger RNA. Its product is annotated as valine--tRNA ligase, mitochondrial 1-like. The transcript has 5 exons. Gene Ontology annotation, biological process: valyl-tRNA aminoacylation. Gene Ontology annotation, molecular function: valine-tRNA ligase activity; ATP binding; aminoacyl-tRNA deacylase activity. The record is from RefSeq and is a predicted model, not a curated record. Gene Ontology annotation, cellular component: cytosol. Lineage: Eukaryota; Viridiplantae; Streptophyta; Magnoliopsida; Rosales; Cannabaceae. Bases 1 to 510 code for a protein of 169 amino acids.
AUGUCACUGAAAUUGAUACGUAAGUGUUAUACAUAUUUGCAGAGAUUUGAUAGGAUUUGGAGAUAUUUUGAAGAAGAAAUAGCGGAUGGAGAACAAAAGGAUGAACAAGUUCAUUUUAUAAAAGGAAGAGUAAAUUGGGAUUGUACUUUGCGAACAACAAUAUCCAAUCUUGAGGUUGAAUAUGAGGAUAUUAAAGAAUGGACACUGCAAAAGAUUCCAGGAUAUGAGAAGCCUGUUGAAAUUGAUGUUCUGACUUCAUUUUCUUAUCCUCUGGAAGAAAAACAUCUUGGUGAGAUUGUUGUGGCCACAACUAGGGUGGAAACUAUGCUUGGUGAUACAGCUGUUGCUGUACAUCUUGAUGACGAAAGGUGUCGUCAUCUUCAUGGAAAAUUUGUUAUCCAUCCAUAUAAUAUGCGAUGCAAUGGUGGUUCAGAAUUUGCUGGGAUGCCACGUUUCAUGGCCCUGGAGGCAAUUACUGAAGCAUUGAAAACAGAGGACACUCAUCAUUAG